GGGGCCGAGGAGUUCGAGUUGGACAGGCAUGGGCUGGGGCUCGGACGGGGCCUUGGGCUCGCCGGGCCCUGGGACAGCCCGCUGGCCCCCAGGACUCCGACUCCUUCUCCUCCUCCUUCCGUUGGGGGCCGGGACCAGGGUCCGAGAGCCGAGAGGACUUCCCUUUGGAGAGCCAGUCACCCCCCACUGGGUGCUGGGCAGCCGGAGCCGUCGGGAGAUCAGCACAGAAGAGACGAUCAGAAGUCCAGAUGAGGCCCUGUUGUCAGUUAGGGCUGAAGGCAAGGAACUUCUCCUCUCCCUGAAGAAAAACCGCUGGCUGCUGGCUCAGGGUUACACAGAAACCCACUAUGGUCCGGAUGGGCAGCCGGUGACCGUGGCCCCCAACCAUACGGAUCACUGCUACUACCAUGGCCACGUGCAGGGAUUCCCGGACUCCUGGGUUGCCCUCAGCUCCUGCUCCGGGAUCAGCGGGCUGAUAGUACUCAGCCCCAACAGCAGCUACUACGUGCAGCCUCCACGGACUCCAGCGUCCGGACCGCCUGGCCCGCACCGCCUCUUUCGGACGGAGCACCUGCCCAGCGAGAAUGGGACCUGUGGCCACGCGCUAGCUGGGACCUUAGGUCUGGCACGCAUUCUCCGCCGACAUCGGGCACCCAGGGUGAGACGCGACUCGAGGCGGGCCCUGAAGUACCUGGAGUUAUUCAUUGUGGCAGACCACGCUUUGUACCUGAGGCAGCAGAGAGAUCUGGGUCGCACCAAGCAGCGACUUCUCGAGAUAGCCAACUACGUAGACAAGUUUUACAGGUCUCUCAACAUCAAGGUGGCACUGACCGGCCUGGAGGUGUGGACAGAAAGAGACCAGAGUCGAGUCACAGGAGAUGCCAACGCCACUCUCUGGGCCUUCCUGCAGUGGCGCCGGGGGCUGCGGGCCCGGCGGCCCCACGACACAGCCCAGCUCCUCACGGGCCGAACUUUUCAGGGCACUACCAUUGGCAUGGCACCCUUGGAGGGCAUGUGUAGUGCGGAGAACUCCGGGGGAGUGAGUGCGGACCACUCAGAGUUGCCCAUUGGUGCAGCAGCCACCAUGGCCCAUGAGAUUGGCCACAGCUUCGGGAUGAGCCAUGAUGCGGAUGGUUGCUGUGAAGAGGCCUUGCCUGAGGAGGGGGGUUGUGUGAUGGCAGCAGCCACUGGACAUCCGUUUCCCCGCGUGUUCAGUGCCUGUAGCCGCCAGCAGCUGCAACACUUCUUCCAAAAGGGAGGGGGAAUGUGCCUCUUCAACCCUCCUGACCCUCGGUUGCUGGUGUUGGGAGGCCGUUGUGGGAACGGCUUCUUGGAAGACGGGGAGGAGUGCGAUUGUGGGGACAUUGAGGAGUGCACUGACCCUUGCUGUCAUGCCCACAACUGCACACUUCGGGAGGGAGCCCAGUGUGCCCAGGGGGACUGUUGUGCCCAUUGCUCGCUGAAGCCAGCUGGGACAUUGUGCCGAGAAGAAGCUGGGGACUGUGACCUGCCCGAGUUCUGCACUGGAGCCUCUCCUCACUGUCCAGCCAAUGUCUACCUCCUUGAUGGCUCCCCGUGUGCCGGGGGCACUGCCUACUGCCGAGAUGGCAUGUGUCCCACCCAUGAGGGGCAGUGCCAACAGCUCUGGGGGCCUGGUGCCCACCCAGCCCCUGAUGCCUGUUUCCAGGAUGUGAACUCAGCUGGGGAUCCCUAUGGGAACUGCGGUCAGGACAGCGAAGGUCACUAUGUCCCGUGUGAUCGGAGGGAUGCCAAGUGUGGGAAGCUUCAGUGCCAGAGUGGGGCAGAUAAGCCCCGGGGGCCACACACUGUUUCCAUGGAGACCACCAUCCGUCUGGGUGGCAGAGAGGUGACCUGCCGAGGAGCCUUCAUGUACCGUGUACCCCGAGCUGACUCCUCCGCUGACUUGCCAGACCCUGGUCUUGUGCUGCCUGGUACUAAGUGUGGAGAUGGCAUGGUGUGUCAUGAUCGAAGAUGCCAGAAUGCCUCCUUCCCUGACCUUCAGAGGUGCCUGGACACAUGUCAUGGCCAUGGGGUCUGUAACAGUAACAGGAACUGCCACUGUGACCCAGACUGGGCCCCCCCAACCUGUGAGAAGCCAGGGCUGGGGGGCAGUGUGGAUAGUGGUCCCGUGCAGUAUGACAACCACGAUGCCACUCUGCUGGCCCUGCUUCUUGUAUUCAUGCUAUUACUGCUUCCCAGUGCUGGGCUGGCUCUCUACUACUACCGUUUCCCAAACUCCCUGCUGCACCAGGGCCUUCAAGGGCUGAGGAAGGGACAAGAGAACUGCCGGUACCGAACAAGGGUCACCAGAAGUUCCAGGAGUGGGGCCCAAUCGGGCUUAACUCUGCAGAACCUACCCCAACGUCAGCCUAAUCGUCCUGCCCCAGGGGGAAUAAGGGGGCCUCUCUCUCCGAAACCCGGACCCUCCCAGCCAGUCAACGUGGUUCGGCCCCUGCGCCCUAGCCCUUCUAAACCCCGAGACUCCCGACCGGCACGCCCACCACCUCCCCUGAGUCACUCCCCGCGGCCUGCCUUCCCCCGAAGGGACCCAGGGGAUCGAGGGAACCGAGAAGAUGGAACCCGCCGCCUGUUGCCCCCCAAGAGACCCCUUCCUGUCAGCCCGGCCCGGGGCCCUAAGACCCAGCUGAAGAAGGAUCCCCCGAGCCGGCCCCUGCCUGGGGACCCGGUCCUGGUCAAACAGCCUCCGAGAGGUUCUAGCCUCCUGGUCAUGGUGCCGCCCAGUCCCGCUCGGAACCCCCGGCCUAGCCCCGGAAGAGGCUCCCUAACUUUUAAGAAAUGACCAGACCAGAUCCUCCCAGGAGCUGCUGUCCUGAGGGCGAGGGCAAAAGACCCUGCCUUCCCCAGGUGUGGCGGACCGUUGAGUACGAGCAAUGAACACCUUUCGUGCCUCAGUUUCCCUACCUGAGACCACCCUGCAGACCGACGCCUUGGCCUGGGGCGAAGAUGCCUUAACUAGCUGCCUGGGAACGGGGAGGCGGGGAGAAGGAGGAGCGGAUUGGGUUCAGAACAUUCGGGUUCCCUGCCACCCCUGCCUCGCCCACCCUUCUGAUUGUGUGAUCCCAGGCGGGUCACAGUCUCUUGGUCCUGGGUCUGAGGGACAGAACCAUACUUGUCACCAACCUACCUCAGAAACGGCCCGGAGCCAGCCCAGUGGCCAGACAGGUGGAAAGGACUGAGACUGAAGAGCUUGGGUGUGUUGUAGGGUGGGAGGGGCUUUAAGGAGACACUGGUGUUUGUAACACAGACGUUUACAUGAAUUUGGCUCUGUUUCCCCUUUUUAGCACCGGCCAUGGUAGUGGGAGGAGAAGCUAGGACUCUGGGGUUUUCCUCCCAAUUUUCCUUCUGCUGUCGUUCCUGGUCUGGGCCUCAAUUUCCCCACUUGUUCACUUAGAAAAUAACACAUUUUCUUCUUUCUGAUAGAAGUCGGGAAGAUGGGAAUGAGAGGGGCGUUGCACCAAGUCAGACCACCAGGGGGCGGUGUGAACCCACUGUGCAUACCUGUGUCGAAUCAUUUUUCAGAGCUUGGAGGGAUCAUUUAGAAAUUUUACAGAACUGAAAUCCAGGAAGUGGUGGGACUUACCCAAGGUCGCCUGGUUAAUAAAUAGCAGAACUGGAAUUCAAACUCAGGUCCUCUGACUUUAAAUCCAGGUCUCUUGCCACAUCACCCCUCCUCUCUUAGGACAUCCUCCUCAGCAAUCAGUUUAUCCCUGGGGAUUCAGAGCAGAGGUGGAAGA
This is a messenger RNA of Trichosurus vulpecula (common brushtail), 3776 nucleotides long. RefSeq names its product ADAM metallopeptidase domain 33 (gene ADAM33). Gene Ontology annotation, biological process: proteolysis. The record is from RefSeq and is a predicted model, not a curated record. The transcript has 23 exons. Gene Ontology annotation, molecular function: metalloendopeptidase activity. Bases 29 to 2821 code for a protein of 930 amino acids. Lineage: Eukaryota; Metazoa; Chordata; Mammalia; Diprotodontia; Phalangeridae.